GAGUAGUGUAGUAGGGGUGUUAGCCUAGUGGUUAAAGCGUUGGACCAGUAACUGAAAGGUUGCAAGUUCAAAUCCCUGAGCUGACAAGAUAAAAACAAAUCUAUUGUUCUGCCCCUGAACAAGGCAGUUAAUCCACUGUUCCUAGGCUGUCAUUAAAAAUAAGAAUUUGUUCUUUACUGACUUGCCUAGUUAAAUAAAGGUAAAAUAUAGAUAUUUUUAAAUAACUAAAUCCCCAACCUGGUCCCAUUCCAUCAUGGCCAUCUAAUCCCCUCCCUCAUUCCUAAUUGGUAUAAUAUAACUCACCUCUCCACCAGAUUGGGGUGAGCGUUCCGGCACAAAAAUGGGCGCCAUGCAUCACCCAGGUGGGUGCUGCACAUUGGUGGUGGAUGAGAUGAGUUUGCCCUUUACUAUGUAAAGCGCUUUGAGUAACCGUAGAAACGCGCUAUAUAAAUCCACUCAAUUAUUAUGUUUGUUACAAUUAUCACAGGACAGAAAAUGCUACUGGAUGUUGUGUACAUUUGUUGAAUAGCAUCCAAGCUUGCCUCCCAUUGGAUAGAAUUAGAGCAAUUGGUCAUCGAUUUUAGUGAUGUCAGUAGGUACUGCUUUUUUACCGUGGCAAUUAAUUAGAUUGGGCAAUGCAUUUUGUCAUUGGACUGGGCAUCAGCGUGUCGAAACGACUAGCAAGCUCAGGCUACUCGGGCACACCGACGACUAAGGAACGUGAAUACUUCUUUACAUUGGAAAAAGGGAUCAGAUGAAUGAGUCACUCCAAGGGACUCUAGAGAGGAACGUUGUCCUCCACCGCCGGCCCCCGUCUCCCUCACCCUGCUCAGCCUCCCCUCUACAGACAUCAUCAAAUGAACUCUAUCUGAAUGCCACUUUCUAUGGGUUUGGAUUCAGUACAGCAGCCAGCAGUGAAGAGAGCCAAUCUCUUACAAAUCCUCAUUUUGCCACGGAACCUUACGAAUUGCUUUCAAAAGUGCCUCGAAAGAACUAAAGAAAACCAUGAUUUUUCCUUCAUGUAUCGUGCUGCUGUUUUGAGAGUAUUCCUCUGAUUGACCAUAAAGGGAAGGACAGUUGCAUCAGAGCGGACAGGACCGUAAACUACAUUAAGGCUUUAGGGGAGCAGUCAUAACUUCUCUCUCCAUACGAGCCGACGACCAUGGUCCCCCAGAAGGCUGACUUGACUGUUUUGCCAUGUCAGGAUGUGGUGGAGAUGCCAGUGAAGAAGCAGAGCAGUGAGAGGGACGAGGAGAGUCCUGAUGGGUCUCUGGGUGAGGGUGCUGGGGGGGAACGGAUUCCUCUGCGCAAGUGGGUCAUGCAUGGUGCUGUCAUGUUCGGACGAGAGUUCUGCUACGCCAUGGAGACAGCCCUGGUCACACCAGUCUUACUGCAAAUAGGACUUCCAGAGCAGUACUACAGCCUGACGUGGUUUCUAAGCCCCAUCCUGGGCCUGAUCCUCACCCCUCUCAUUGGCUCAGCCAGCGACCGCUGCACCCUGAAAUGGGGCCGCAGGAGACCCUUCAUCCUGGCACUCUGUGUGGGGGUGUUACUGGGAGUGUCUCUCUUCCUCAAUGGGUCCCUCUUAGGUGAGUGGGAGCCCUCGGGGGACGUUCCCAGCAGUCAGCCCAUUGGGAUAGUGCUGACGGUGCUGGGCGUGGUUCUACUGGACUUCAGUGCAGACGCCUCAGAUGGGCCUAUCAGAGCCUACCUGUUGGAUGUAGCCGACACAGAGGAGCAGGACAUGGCCCUCAACAUACAUGCUUUCUCUGCAGGGCUGGGAGGAGCGGUUGGCUACGUGCUGGGUGGCCUGGACUGGACCAGCACCAUCCUGGGCACGGCCUUCAAGUCCCAGGAGCAGAUCCUGUUUGUGUUUGCUGCCGUCAUCUUCACCAUAUCUGUGAUUCUACACAUGUUCAGUAUCAAGGAGGAGAUUUUUGAGGCUCGUGGUGACACUCUGGGAGACUCCGACUCCGACAGCCUGUCCUCCUCAGAGAAACUGAAGGGGGGCUUGGCGGGGCCUCGCAGUGUACCUCAGCUGGACGUUAUAGGAGAGGAGGACGCCCAGUCAGAGAGGGAGCUCUUCAUCAACGUGGACAGGGUGAGGAGUAAGAGCGACUCGGUGCUGGCCAUGCCUGACGCCACCAUCGAGCUGGACUCGGACCUGGACCAGGACGGUCAUUUCCUGGCCGACAUUGAGCCCUCCAUCUUUCAGGACUACCCCCAAAAUGUGUACCCUGACACCCCUCAGAGACACUACAGUGGAUGGGGCAUCCAGGACCUGGAAGGCCCCCAGGCCGAGGCUCAGGCAGACAGCCAGCUGCCCCUCUUCCACCAGGACCCCUCCCCCUACUACAGCAGGGAGCACAUGUUGUUCAACAACCAGACCAACCAGGGAGCCAAGUGCCUCAACGGGGCCUCAGCGGCCCCGGCGGUCCCCUCCAACCACACAGCCCGCGGGGCCAACAGCCAGGGCCGUAUGCCAGGCCUGAGGCCGUCCAACACCAGCACCACUACCGGGGCACGCCGCUUCCCCUUCUACCGCCAGCCGUCAUUUACAUUCUCUUACUAUGGCCGCGUGGGUUCAGCACGAUACCGCCACCGCAGAAACACCAUGGGCAAUCCGGCCGGCGCCAACCUCCGCAUCAAGACCUCGCAGAGCAUGAACGACAUCUACGAGCACAUGCAGCGGCGGCAGCAGAGGAGGGAGCUCCAGCAGAGCAGCACCACCCUGUCCAGUGGGGACUCUGAGAGGGACGACGGGGACGAGGGGGGCACCACGGUCAAGCUGCUGUGGCUGUCCAUGCUGAAGAUGCCCCCCCAGCUGCUGAGGCUCUGCGUCUGUCAUCUCCUCACCUGGUUCUCCAUCAUCGCUGAGGCAGUCUUCUACACAGACUUCAUGGGACAGGUCAUCUAUGCUGGAGACCCCACAGCUCCUGCUAACUCCACUGGCCUGCAGAACUACCAUAAAGGGGUUCAGAUGGGCUGCUGGGGACUGGUUGUCUAUGCUGCUACCGCUGCAGUCUGCUCAGCUGUGCUCCAGAAGUACCUGGACAACUACGACCUGAGCAUUAAGGUGAUCUACAUCCUGGGUACUCUGAGCUUCUCCCUGGGAACUGCAGUCAUGGCGAUCUUCCCUAACGUCUAUGUUGCCAUGGUGAUGAUCAGCACCAUGGGCAUCAUCUCCAUGAGUAUCUCCUACUGCCCCUAUGCUCUGCUGGGCCAGUACCACGAGAACAAGCAGUACAUCCACCACAGUCCGGGGAAGUCGCGGCGAGGCUUCGGCAUCGACUGUGCCAUACUGUCGUGCCAGGUGUACAUUGCCCAGAUCCUGGUGGCGUCUGCACUGAGCACGGUGGUGGACGCGGUGGGCAGUGUGCGGGUCAUUCCAAUGAUGGCAUCUGGAGGCUCCUUCCUGGGCUUCCUCACCUCCACCUUCCUGGUCAUCUACCCAGACUCCUCCACUCCCACCACUACGCAGGACCAGGAGGGGUAUGGAGAGGAAGGGGCUCCGGCCCUGGUGGCCCCAGAACCAGGCCCCAGUGGUAGCAGUAUGCAGGAGCCAGUUGUCCUCAAAACGUCGCCUAAGGGCAGCAGCAGCACGGCACACUACGAGUCCACUAUUUAACAAAGAAGAAGAGGGACAAGGACAAAAUACUGGUGGCAUCACAAUAGUCAUAAAGUGGCUUCCUCUCUUUGUCUCCUUUCUUUAAUCUGCACAUACAGUGACCAAACCUUAACACUCACUAGGCACAUGAGUUCCAGUGGGAUGGACUGUUCCAAUGAACACGUUGUGCAUUUCUUGACAUAUGGCUGUUUUUCUUUUCCUCGUGGGGUUCAAAUGUUUGUGGUUUCACUGAUUAUGUCCCAAAUAGCACCCUACUCCCUUUAUAGUGCACUUUUUACCUGGUUCCAUAAGGCUCUGGUCAAAUGUAGUGCAAUAGGGAAUAGGGUGCCAUUUGGGACUCAUUCACAGUUUGAAAGGCCUGCAGGCCUUAUCAGAAGGAGUAUCCACAAUAUCAGAAGGAGUAUCCACCUCAUACACAGGAUCUAAUGCUGGACUCUUUUUCUUAAACGUAACUUGGACUUUUUCUGUAGAUGGUUGUUUAGACUGCACAUGAAUAUUUUCACUCCUUUUCUAAAUUGAAAACAUUUUUUAUUGAUUUUAUUUUGUGAUUAUAUGAAAUGGUUUGAGUGACCGAUUAACGUUUUUAGAUCAAACUUAGUUUCCCCACAGACAGAAUGAUAUAGGAGUCCCUAUGUUACUGUGACUCGCUAAAGAUGCUGCAGUCAGAGGAUCCAGUUCAGAACAGUAUGGGAGUCCCUAUGUUACUGUGACCUCACUAAAGAUGCUGCAGUCACAGAGGAUCCAGUUCAGAACAGUAUGGGAGUCCCUAUGUUACUGUGACCUCACUAAAGAUGCUGCAGUCACAGAGGAUCCAGUUCAGAACAGUAUGGGAGUCCCUAUGUUACUGUGACCUCACUAAAGAUGCUGCAGUCACAGAGGAUCCAGUUCAGAACAGUAUGGGAGUCCCUAUGUUACUGUGACCUCACUAAAGAUGCUGCAGCCACAGAGGAUCCAGUUCAGAACAGUAUGGGAGUCCCUAUGUUACUGUGACCUCACUAAAGAUGCUGCAGCCCCAGAGGAUCCAGUUUAGAACAGUAUGGGAGUCCCUAUGUUACUGUGACUCACUAAAGAUGCUGCAGCCCCAGAGGAUCCAGUUCAGAACAAUAUGGGAGUCCCUAUGUUACUGUGACUCACUAAAGAUGCUGCAGCCCCAGAGGAUCCAGUUUAGAACAAUAUAGGAGUCGCUCUGUUACUGUGACCUCACUAAAGAUGCUGCAGCCACAGAGGAUCCAGUUCAGAACAGUAUAGGAGUCCCUAUGUUACUGUGACUCACUAAAGAUGCUGCAGUCAGAGGAUCCAGUUUAGAACAGUAUAGGAGUCCCUAUGUUACUGUGACCUCACUAAAGAUGCUGCAGUCAGAGGAUCCAGUUCAGAACAGUAUGGGAGUCCCUAUGUUACUGUGAC
This is a messenger RNA of Oncorhynchus masou masou (cherry salmon), 5032 nucleotides long. RefSeq names its product solute carrier family 45 member 4-like. Gene Ontology annotation, molecular function: sucrose:proton symporter activity. Gene Ontology annotation, biological process: transmembrane transport. Gene Ontology annotation, cellular component: membrane. The record is from RefSeq and is a predicted model, not a curated record. The transcript has 8 exons. NCBI's taxonomy places the organism in Eukaryota, Metazoa, Chordata, Actinopteri, Salmoniformes, Salmonidae. The coding region runs from base 1163 to 3628 and encodes 821 amino acids.